AUGUCACGCUUUGCGACCGGGAAAGCUGACAAUACACUUACUUUCCUGUCAUUACCUCUCGAAAUCCGACUUAAUAUUUACCACUGGCUUCACCUUAUGUGUCCAGUUCGCCACGCACAGCUUGCACCAUGGUAUCCAACCCCAGUGCAUUGCCAAUACAUUCUCCAGACAGUUGAUACAGACACUGCAACUAAAGAGGAUAAAACGAAUCGAGACGAGCAAAAAGAUCUGGGGCUUCUGUCGCCAUACCGUCCCCUCUCUGGUCUUCCUACGAGCCUCCUUCGCACGAAUCGCCAGAUUUACAGCGAAGCACGUCUUCUACCAUUCACGCAGAAUGAGUUUGUCUUUGUAAACUGGUUCGCCUCAGGCCUCUGGGCCGCCCGUGCCUUUACUCGAGCCCUAGCUCCAUGGCAGCGAGGUUCUCUCCGCUAUGUUCGACUAGAAGUACUUGCACGAGACGUAGUGGUCGGAGGCGCAGGCCGUGAGGAAUGGCGCGCCUUGUGCACUGAAUGGGCAUCAGGAGUCAGAGGACUUCGGAUGAAGAUGGUUCUCGGAGCGAGUACUUCGGUAGUGACGGGCCCAGCGUUCGGAGGCGGAGUGGGGCGUAGGGCCGAAGCAGCACGGCGAUGGGUCGGAGAGGGGCUUGCCCUGAUGGAACGACUGGAGAGGGUUGAGAUGGAGGUUGUGGCGAGGGAGAUGAGCGAUGUGGACAAACUUGAGUGGUGUGAGACGCUGCAAACAGAGUUGAGGGAGGCAGGACUGGGAAGGAUUGUGGUUGUGUGUACUGAAAAGGUACAGGAGAAGAUGGAAUGGAUCAAGAGUGAUGUUGGGUGGAGAAACCCAGAGACUGAAGUCGGAGCUGUCACGACGGCUAUGGCAAACAAUUUGAUAGCGGAGAGGGCUACGAGAUCUCGCGCGUAG
This is a messenger RNA of Fusarium mangiferae, 921 nucleotides long. RefSeq lists its product as uncharacterized. NCBI's taxonomy places the organism in Eukaryota, Fungi, Ascomycota, Sordariomycetes, Hypocreales, Nectriaceae. The transcript has a single exon. The record is from RefSeq and is a predicted model, not a curated record. The coding region runs from base 1 to 921 and encodes 306 amino acids.